Aspergillus welwitschiae is the source of this 4125-nucleotide messenger RNA. RefSeq names its product GAS2 domain protein. The record is from RefSeq and is a predicted model, not a curated record. The coding region runs from base 1 to 4125 and encodes 1374 amino acids. NCBI's taxonomy places the organism in Eukaryota, Fungi, Ascomycota, Eurotiomycetes, Eurotiales, Aspergillaceae. Gene Ontology annotation, molecular function: microtubule binding. The transcript has a single exon.
AUGGCCAGCAGUCGCGUCAACCCCCUUCACCCACCCACUCGUCUGUCCACGGCGCGGUCCCAAUCGCCGGGCCGUCCGGCGGUACCUAACUAUCAGAAUCUCGACCCGUUACUCGGCAACCUGUCCCCCGAAUCAACUCUCCAAGCGCUGUCCGCAACCGAUGCCGUGCCCCGGAAUGAACAGGCCGCCCACGAUAUCCUCUCCAAAAGUAUCUCGCAAGUCUCCCCAGCAGAGCGCGCCCUCGGUAUCCGCGCAGCCAUUGCAGCCCAGAAGCUCAAUCUAUGGUAUAAAGAAGUCCAGUCUUGGGAAUGGCCGAAACGGAGUGACAUUCAACUAGGGAAGGGCUUCGUACCCCCUCCCGGCGCUGCCGCUGAGGAGUACUGCGGAAGCCUUCCCAAAGCCGUAGUAGAUCAGCAUGAAAAGCGGAUUGAGGAGAUUCGCGAUGGCAUGGAUGUCUUGGAUGUGGAUGAGCUUAAAGAGCACGUUCUCAAUGCCCACAUUCCAGUCCGGUCUCGGCCUUCGUCAGCCAAUAGCACCUUAUCGGUGCCUCCACCACUCAGCUAUGUCCAACUCAGUGACUUCACGGCCGUCAUCACUGCCACCAUUCUCCGCGCUCUUCCGCUUCUUUCGCGCUUGAACAGUCUCUUGUCUACGUGGGACGUCCGAUUGUUGGUUCUGCGCCAGAUACCUGAACUGCUCAGGCGACUGCGUCUGGCGCGUUCCGAACUGGAUUCUGCCUUGGACUUGAUAAAGUCACCCACUCUUCCUGACGAAGAUGGUCCCUUGUACUCUCGCCCUAACUACCAUGCCAAAAGGGCCACCUUAGAACUGACUGUCGUGUCUGCUGGUCGACAAUUGGACCGCGUCCUCGAUGCGCUUGAAGGACGCGAGGACUCGCUUCCCGAGAGCUGGAUUGAUGAUCUGGAGGCUAUCGAGUCAGAAUUCGGAACAUGGGUUAUGGAAGCCGAACGACGUACUGUCGAAAACGAAUGGCGACGAACAAUUGCCACUGCUGAAAAGGAUGCCCAAUAUCAUACCCCGGAGACAGCGCAGGCACAGGCACCACCCGAGAUCAGAGACACCGACAAACUGGCCCUCAACACGUCCGUGCCUGUGUCACAGGCUGGCCACCUAUUCCCCAUGGAGACUAUUGCCGAGGAAGAAGUCAGCAGUCCCGUCGAACCGUCUGCCCCAAGUGACGCUCAGGAUGAUAAGAACUUAACGGCAUCCGAACCGGCCGUCAUGCCGGCUGCUCACAGUGUGAACGAAAACCUUGCAUCUUCCGGUACAUCCGAUGCGACGGAUUCUCUGAUCAAGUCUGUUGAAAGCACUGUCUCCAUCACCCCUCCACAGGAACCCUUGGCAUCUAGCUCCACGGUCAACAUCAUUGCACCUUCUCCCGAUGGGCUAGAAGAGACAGGUACCCGGACCGAUGAACUUCGGGCGCUUCCACCUGUCACUUCGGAGGCUACCCAGUCCUUGGAGGAACCGGAGACUAGCAACGAGACGAGCACAUGCAAUGACUCGACUCCUGAUCACCCUGAUUCCGAGCAUCAUUCCUCCUCGCUUGUUCCUCAACAGACAAUCACAACCAUGCCAUCUGUCAGCCUAUGCGAAACCUGUCCGAGCACACUUGAAGAAGUGACCCCACGGGCUUCUUUAGACAUCCAGGCUCGCGACGCAGGGUUAACCGACCCGUUCAAGAUGGCUACAGAUGCGCCUGCAUUGUUUGAGGAUGGGCGCGCAGAUGUAAUGCCAUCGUUGGAAUCUGAUGCAGUUCGUCAUUCUUCGCCCGAAGUAAAUCUGCAGGCUCCUGCUAGCCCUGACGCACAGUCAUCGGACGCAGGUAGUGUGAUAGUACGGCGACGAACAAGUUCAGCCCAGUCGCCUCUCAGCCUACAGGAAAAGCUUCCCGCAGAUAACGAAGUGGUAUCCAGAGACACCCACAGCACUAGUCCCGUGGUUGAAAGCCGCGAGCAACGGCAGCUCACUCUUGUUCAGAGUGAAGUAGCCAGCCCAGUCAGUGUGGCGGCCCAAACCACUUCCAAUGAUAGUCCUGCUGCGCAGUCAGGCAACCGAAGAGACUCUUGUCAAUUGGUACCUGCGAAUGCUGUUCUUGAGUCUCCUGCCCGCUCGGCAAACUCUAAAAAUGAUAAGCAGCCCCCAAGUCACUCUAUGAACAACGUGCACCAAGAGUCCCAUGGUGGCAAUACACCCAAAAAGCCUCUGGAGAGUCCGAUCAAACUAUCGAAGUCUCGACCAGGGCGCUUAUCUUCUGAAAAGGAGAAAAACAAAUCUCGAGGCCGGCGCACGUCUACUGAUUCGUCUUGUUCUGAUUAUCCAUCACUCGUCUCCAGCCCUGAGAUUCACGAGCCCCGUACAUCCUCUUCCAAUGGAACGCCUCUGCUGCUUGAGACUCCUCCACCAUUUCAGGAUGGCUAUCAGUCAUCCGAUCCAGUACCACCUGGGAGCGACCACACGUUGCGAGAAGAUCGGUUACUCCGCCUGGAUAACCAAAAAUCAUCCCCACGUGCCAAUUUCGCCCAUAAUCGAAACCUCAGUCUUCCCUUGCAGCGUUUCAUCAACGAAAGGCUGGAGAUGAAUUACGAUGACGAAAGCGGUAGUGAUAUGGAUGGCGUCGCUUCCAACAGGAAGUCCACGGAUGUGUAUGCGGAUUUGCGGCUGGGCCAGAAAAAGGCACUGUUGCCUGCACACAUCAGCAAAUUCGCCAUUCCCUCCAACAGCGCACAGCGCGCUGCAACCCAGCCUUUGGAUGCACCAAGUCAAGGAAGCCCUAGACCGGUCACCAAUGGCACCACCGCUAAAGUUCUGUCCAAGGCCUGGGAGCACAAGAAGGGUUCUGUUCCGAAAAAUACAAACCGUAGUGGUCUGCAGUCGGAGCCGCCUGUACACUCCAGCACCAAUCGCUUGAGGAGACAGUUAACUUCGCAUCCUAGUCUUGAGAGUAUCGGGGCGUAUAGAUCCAACACCCGAUCUGGCGAUGACACGUCUUCGGUUACAGCUAUUUCCAGGGCUGGAUCUCGACCAUCCACCCCAGGCUCACAGCUGAGGAAACCCAAAGAUCACCUGGACGAGAAAAUCAGUUCUAUCUUGUCAACCCUUCCUGCUCGAAUCCAUUUGAUGUCAGCUGAUGGUCAAGACUUCGAUGCGGGCUCUGCGGCGACGUCAAUCCCCUUGAAGGCUAGGGAACGAUUCCGUUCCAUAUCGCCCCAGGGAACACCGUCCCGUAGCAGCACACCUACCCCCUCCUUGACCCUGACAGCUGCGCCCUCGCGCAGGAGAUAUUCGCAUGCACACGCCCCAGAGGAGAGCUCUGUGAAGCUCUACCACCUCCAUCGAGGUGGAAAGGUUGCCCCGACCAAACUUUUUGUUCGGUCAGUGGGUGAGAAUGGAGAACGCGUUAUGGUUCGAGUUGGCGGUGGAUGGGCAGACCUGGCUGAAUAUUUGAGGGAGUAUGCCAUCCACCAUGGACGCCGGCAUGUUUCAGAUACCCCUCGUGUUGAAGUCCAGGGCCUGUCCACGCGUACCUCUCCCACGUACUCCGUUAGUGGGCGUCGCACUCCCUCCCGGCCGCGGUCUGUCAUCGGCAAUCGGCCGUCUUCAUCAUUGGCUGUGCGCAAAACCAGACGCACCUCGAACGUGUCGGAUGUAACCGAGUUCCGGGCGGCGCAGGCAGCUGGCGACUCGCUCACUGCCUCGUACUCGCCUAUGUCGACUGUGUCAUCUCGCAGAAGACUGUCAGCUUCAUCCAAUGCCUCAAUGGGCGCUGCCUCUUCAGCGAGCGAGUUCCGUCACGGAUCGUAUUCUCCCUCCACCACUGCUGCAGGUAGCAACUCUCAUUCAAUUCCACUCGGCCUUGCAGGGCCGAAGCCGCGGUCGAGAAAUGUCUCGAUCAGCCCAGAGAGUGAGGCGUGGGUUGAAGAUGUCCUUGGCCAAGCUCGGAGGAGCUCGUCUUUAAGGCCUUAUAACUAUGGCCUGUCAUCCCAGGACCCGGAGCCUGCUUCAGCCAAGGCUCCAACCAUCCCCAAGUCGAGAAGUAUCAGCGACCUGGGAAUGGCCGGUUCUAGCAGACGCGUCGCACUACGCGGACUUGCAAAACGAUAA